AUGGCUGACCUAUCUAAGCUUCAUCCAGCCACAACGGUCACCAACAUCAAAGCCUGCAUUCAUGUCGUAUUAGAUUACGAGGGCAGCCAAUUCAACAACUGGGCUACUUUAUUUAAACUCCAUUGUAGGGCAAACUUGGUUCUUGAACACAUUCUUCCUUCGACGGCGUCUGCUGAUGCUGAUGCUACUACCUUAUCUAACACGGACAAGACUGCUUCUAAGGCCUUAUGGGAGAGGCUCGAUGACAUAGUCCGACAGUGGAUUUACGACACCAACUCGAACGAUCUUCUCAACACCAUCAUCAACCAAGAUGACACGGCUGCCGACACUUGGAACCGGUUGGUUCAAUUAUUUCAAGCCAACAAAUCGGCUCAUGCCCUGGCCCUUGAUGUGAGAUUCACAUGUACUAAGUUGGUUGAUUUUCCUAAUGUCAAAGCUUAUUGCACUAGCAUCAAAAUUUUGGUCGACAGCUUGGCCAAUAUCGGCCACCCCGUGUCCGAUGAACUGAUGGUGCUCCGCACUCUCCGGGGUCUCACUGAGGAGUUCAAGACUUUCUGGACCACCGUACAUCAUUGCACUCCCCUGCCCACCUUCGAGAAGCUUCGCUCUAUGUUUGAUCUUGAGGAGGACAGUCAUGGCAAGGAGCUUGCGCCACAAACAGGUUCGGACACCGCCCUUCUUUCUCAUAUGAAUGUGUUUGACAAUUCCUCCUCUCAUGGGCAGCAUUAUGUGGCUGAAAAUUCCUCCAACAAUCGAGGAAAAUCUAACUCUCGGGGCAAACGCAACAACCACAAUCGCGACGGUGGUGGAAACCGCAACAAUCACGGUGGUCAUCAUGACAGCGGGAACCGCAAUUAG
This is a messenger RNA of Spinacia oleracea (spinach), 858 nucleotides long. RefSeq lists its product as uncharacterized. Bases 1 to 858 code for a protein of 285 amino acids. The transcript has a single exon. NCBI's taxonomy places the organism in Eukaryota, Viridiplantae, Streptophyta, Magnoliopsida, Caryophyllales, Amaranthaceae. The record is from RefSeq and is a predicted model, not a curated record.